Molecule: messenger RNA, 768 nt
Organism: Orbilia oligospora ATCC 24927
Lineage: Eukaryota; Fungi; Ascomycota; Orbiliomycetes; Orbiliales; Orbiliaceae
Exons: 1
Coding region: 1-768 (255 amino acids)
Source: RefSeq, a predicted model, not a curated record
AUGAUCAAAUACGGUGAGAGCUCAAGUGGCCCGGCAGUUUACCAAACAGAGGGUCAGAGACAAUGCAGCAACCUCAGUCUUCCCACCACCGAAGAUAGCAGCUACAGAAACUCCACAGAACUUCAGUUCCUCACUUUAAGACCUCCUCCUAACAACCAAAUCCUAAAGUUACGCAAUCCUCCCGAGGCCGAAGGCAAAGGGAAGCAACCCGUGAGAAAUUGGGACGUACCAAGGAGCGACACCGACGUCGAAUACCAGGGAAACAACUACAACCCCACUUCAAUAGAUAAGAGUGGUAGUACCGACGGUUUCUCGACAUCAAACAGUUGGUUUUCAAUGUUCAAAAGUCCCGUCGUCAGAGAGGCUGACCGGUUGUUCACUUGGAGAGUCAACUGUUGUAUUAUCCCCGUAGCCGGGUUUUCGUCACUUGCACAGGUUACAUGUUUGCCCUUUUUACUGGUAUACACUCUUGUAGACAAACCAGACGCCAGAAAGGCUUUCAAUACUUCUGUCGCUGGUACCAUCUUAGGGGGUGUGAUCUUGGUAGUCUUGGGAUUCAAGAGGGCUUUAUUCUGGUUAAAGAAGGUUGAUAAACAAGAAGGUGCAACCAAGUCCAGAUGGGAGAUAUUUAUGGUUUUGAAUUCUCUUAUUAGUUUUGUAUGGUUGUGGUGCCUGUAUUUCCUCCUUGGGCUCAGAACUACGGCAGAGAAGGCGAUUAGCAGGAGCGAUAUCAACCAUCUCGACCCCGAACAGAUCAUGAAACCCUGA